Amoebophrya sp. A120 is the source of this 306-nucleotide messenger RNA. Lineage: Eukaryota; Dinophyceae; Syndiniales; Amoebophryaceae. The record is from the annotation of a GenBank genome assembly.
AUGAAAAAUUGCACUAUUCCCAGGUUCGUACGUGGCGUCCGGAAGGCGCGCACUUAUAUGAGGCGCAGCCCACGUGGAUUUAUGACGAGCCCAGCGGUAAGUGGGUUGCCGAGCUGCGGCACCGCAUCGUCCCCGACUCGGGCAACUACGACGACCCGUACGCCGAACUCGGGACCCGGCGCGCCCGGCGGAUCAUCGAAAGUCCCUACGCCUACGGGGGCCGGGGCACGAGUCCGGGCCGCGUGGACACCGCGUACAUGCAUCACCUGUACAAACGGGAACCCUACCAGAAGCACCACACCAUGA